Phytomonas sp. EM1 is the source of this 3236-nucleotide messenger RNA. NCBI's taxonomy places the organism in Eukaryota, Euglenozoa, Kinetoplastea, Trypanosomatida, Trypanosomatidae. The record is from the annotation of a GenBank genome assembly.
AUGGAGCACGUACACGAAAUGGAGCGGCUCCAGUGUCAGUUAGUGGAAACUGAAAGUCGUCUUGCGAGUGUGGAGGGGGAACGCUUGGGUUUCAUGAAAGAGCUUGAGGCAUUGCAUCAGGAACAGUUGAUCGCAAAGGAACACAAACAAAAUGACGACUUCCUGGAGCAGCUUUCGGGCCAAGAGAAAAUAGGUGAUACUGCUGUGGCAGCGGCUCCUUGUACAGAUCAGUCCACCAUGUUGGACCUUCAAAGGCUCGUCGAUAUUUCUGCCUUGAUGAGUUCUGAACGUGAGGAACGACUGUUGAUAGAGCUGGAUGAGCAAAGGGGCGUAAAUGCUUUUUACGUCUUGUUUGUAGACUUACAAGCUAGUCUUGAAGUGGCUCAACAAGUGGCGCUGGAUGCUGAGUCGCAUGUGGAUGCCUUGACUAAGCAGCUAUGGGAGCGGGAAAGGGAGUGCCAAAGCGAUGCGGCGGUACCGGUUAGUGGAGAGGUCAGAAACUUUGACGGGACGCCACCGGGCUCCAGUGUUGGGUUGAUGACAUCGACAAUGGUGCUAGACCUGUCACAGUUGCAAGCACAAGUAAAAUCUCUUGAGGAAAAGGCCACCUCCCUGCAGGCAUUAUUAGACGAUAUUGAAGGAGCUCCUGUCGGAGCUCAAGUGGGAUCCGGUGAAUGUGCCUCACACGACGUGUGUGCUCCAAUCGUUGAUGAUGCGGAGAAAUAUGACCACGACGACCCUUCCAUACUACACAAAGAACUUCUCAGGGCUAUACAGUGUCUUACAAGUCUGGGUCUGCAGAUCGAUUUGUUGCACGACAGGCUUCAGCGCAAUAGCGCAUUAACUGAUGCUCAAGCCAAGCUGCCUUGUGAAGUGUGUACUGUUGGGGAGCUGCAGGACCAGCUGCCGCUUCUUAGCCCAUCGGCCGAGGCGGGGCACGUGGAGUUACCACCGCGGCUUCCCCCGAUCUCAGUGCAAUGGCUGGAGCUUGAUCCAGUAGUUUUAGGCGAAGAUUCCAAUGCAGAUGGAGAUGUCGCGAUGGCUACCUACCUGACGCCGCCACUACCAUCCUCGUGGUGGAAUCUAGACGAGGUGGUCGCUGCGCUCACGCAGCCUUCUCGCCCUGACGAGGAACCCUCGCAGCUGGAGGCGUCGGGGGAUCCGCUCUAUCGCGUGGGGCUGAACCUGGCGCAGGCCCUUGGCCUGGCUCCGCCCGGAACCCCCUCCUUCGCCCUCUGGGAUCGUUUUCUCUUGCAGCUGCAGAAUGUAUACCGGGUGCAGCAACAAACCAGCCCGCUCUACUGCUCAGAUAAACAGGCGGCCAACGCAUCGCGUUUGUUCGGUGCGCUAGUGCUCCAAUCCGGUGUUUUGGAACGCACGGGAACGACUUUCGGUGAGAAGUGGGUUGCCGCAGUGGCGGGCCUCUCUCAGCUGCUCGGCCGCCCCGUCAAUUACGAGGGGGAAGCCAAUCUACGCGAUGAGUCGUUAUGCCGGUGGGGCUUUGUGAAGCAAUUGAUUCAACAUGUCGAGAGUAGUAUAUGUCACUCUCAAAAUCUGCAUGAAGGUACACUGAUGUCCUUUGUGCCUCAUAGUGAGGGCCAUGAUCCCAUAGCUAUGGUUCAUCACUUGCUUUGCGGUGAAUCAGUGGAGUUUCAGCAAGCCUUUAUGAUUUCGUGCGGCGCUCAGUUGAAAGAUGCGGAGGCGAAUGGACUCUCCACUGUGGACUUCAUUUCUGUUGUAUCCUUGCUUGAACUCUUUUUAAUGCUUUCUCAAGAGGUGAGCUUUUUUGAUCAUACCACUGCCAUGGAGAGUUCCUUAGUUGCAUGUGAGCGAACUUUGAUGGGGAAUGAUGAGAGCCAAACCGUGGUGUCCUCUGCGAGGCGCUUGCUAAGCCACCUCGAUGGCCGUGUGCUUCCCCUCUUACUAUUGGUUUCUCGUAUCCUUUCGCAGUCAUCGAGCUAUUGCUUGGUCCAGGCACUUUUGACCACUCGAAACCGUUUGCUUGAUCAAUUACUCGAUGAGGAAAAAGAGUUUUACUCAUCCCCUUCUAUAGGCUACUUCACGGCGAACUCGAUGGUUAUGGAGACGUUUGUGGAUCACAUCUUGUCUGCGGAGGCACCUAUCCCUAAGAACACGAUGCCUCUUUCCAUGGUUGCGAAUGAAGUCUCUGAACAGGAAAUACUGCAGCUGUACAAGGAUAACGUUGUGUAUCGAGAACAUUUGGAGGCGCUAUUAUGUAGCAUAGAAAACAAAAAAAAUGGGAGCCCCGGAAACGGUCUUGCCUAGUUCCCUUUGUCCAGUGCGUAUUGAAUGGGUAUAGGAGAUGCAUUUUCAUCGUGCAUGUAGACCUUCAGUGUUGGAUUUUCUAAAACUAAAUUUGUCUUGAUUCCUUUUCUUUAGUGCAGGUCUUCAUCGACUCUUAAUAAGAGUCUGUGCUUUCCUCUAAUAUCUUUGCCCUUGUUACCAUUAAUAAUGACUUUGUAUUGUAUUCAAGAAUAGAGUUAGGACUAUCGCAGGCUUGGAUAUCCAAGGAGCUCGAGGAGGCUGAAAUGCUCCUCAAGACCCCUCUCACAGCAUUUUUGCUACCCUUUGAACUAAUUUUUAUAAUAAGUCAUUCUAAUCCACCCAAUUUAUAAAUUUUGAAGUAGGAUGGAUAUGGAUUUAUGAGUUCUCCUCAUAUUUGUAAUUUUAUACGUUCCUGAUAAACUAGUGUUUUUCACAAGUUGACUAAGGUUUGCCAUUGCGACCUAUCAUGUUUCAGGUGAAGUGCCUUCAAAAAUCCACAAUACCACCCCACAUCAAUACUCUCUAUACUGAUCAGAGGGGUGUGUGCGAUUAAAAUUCAUCUCACCGUGAACGUCCUGGGCGUCGCUCAAUGUGUCUGAUUCUAAAGCCAAUAAUUAUAGUUGUACAAGCCGUAUGUGUAACGUCAAGGUAUCCUCUGUGUGCGUACUUUUGCUGAUGUGCGCCGUCCCCUAGCCGUUGAACUCAUCGAUUGCUUGUGGAAAGUGAGGUUAGUUUUGCGUACGGUAAGCAUCCGAACAAGUUUAUAAGCCUACAUUAUUAAGGGGAGAAAUGAGUAAUAUAUACAUAGAAAUUGAUUUUUAUUAUUUUAUCGUUCUAAUUUCUUUCAGCAAGCCUUCCAGCUUUGUAUACAUUGAUUUUUUCACUUGCGUUGUUGUUGUUAGACUGUUGCUGACUGUGCCCAUAUAAAGGUGGCGUCUCCCAUAUUAAAA